GAUUCCGCAGGUGGCGCGUGUGUGAGCAGUCAGCCCCCGGGGUCGUCUCGGCACCACCACCGCCGCCGCCGCCGCCGUGUCCGUGUCGCCACCUCGCGUCUCUUCUCUCAUUGCGUCCCUCCCCUCCCCCUCGCUUGACAUGGAGGGAGCCCCCCGCAGGCGCCAGGCGAGGAGGGAGCACGCCGAGGCGGUGGGGAACGGCAGCUGCCCCCCUCCGGGUGGGGAGAGCGGGCGAGUCGGGGGCGCCCCGGGGCCUGCCGGCUCGUCGGGGUCCCGGUGCCGCCGCUCGACAGAGUCCGAGGUCUACGACGAUGGCACCAACACGUUCUUCUGGAGAGCACACACUCUCACCGUGCUGUUCGUUCUCAUCUGCACGCUGGUCUAUGUCACCCUCAUAGAGGAGACCCCGCAAGACACAAACUACAACACCAAACGGGGCAUAAUAGCCAGCAUCCUGGUGUUCCUGUGCUUUGGGGUGACGCAAACAAAGGAUGGACCCUUCACUCGACCUCAUCCAGCGUACUGGAGAUUCUGGCUUUGUGUCAGCGUCGUCUAUGAACUUUGUCUCAUCUUCAUCCUCUUUCAGUCGGUGAAUGACGGCCGGCAGUUCAUGAAGUUUAUUGACCCACGGCUGGGAGUGCCUCUGCCAGAGCGGGAUUAUGGUGGAAACUGCCUCAUUUAUGACCCAGAGAAUGAAGAAGAUCCCUGGCAUAACAUCUGGGACAAGUUGGAUGGCUUUGUACCUGCUCAUUUCAUCGGCUGGUGCUUCAAGACGGUGAUGAUCCGCGACUGGUGGAUGUGCAUGAUCGUGAGCGUCAUGUUCGAGUUCCUGGAGUACUCUCUGGAGCACCAGCUGCCCAACUUCAGCGAGUGCUGGUGGGACCACUGGAUCAUGGAUGUGAUUCUGUGCAAUGGGCUGGGCAUCUACUGCGGGAUGAAGAUUUUGGAGUGGCUGUCCAUGAAGACAUACUCUUGGCAGGGGCUCUGGUGCAUUCCGACCUACAAGGGUAAAAUCAAGCGCAUGGCGUUCCAGUUCACGCCAUACAGCUGGGUUCGCUUCGAGUGGAAGCCGGCCUCAAGCCUGCAACGCUGGCUCGCUGUGUGCGGCCUCAUCUUCAUGUUCCUUCUCGCUGAACUCAACACGUUCUACCUCAAGUUCGUGAUGUGGAUGCCUCCCGAGCACUACCUGGUGCUGCUGCGCCUCAUCUUCUUUGUCAACGUGGGCGGCGUCGCCAUGCGCGAGGUCUACGACUUCAUGGAUGAUCCGAGAUUCAACAAGAAGCUUGGCCAGCAGGCGUGGCUGGUAGCUGCCAUCAUCGUCACCGAGUUCCUCAUCGUGCUUAAGUACGACACAGUCACAAUCCUGAAGCCACUGCCCUUCUACGUGUCGCAGCUGUGGGUGUGCGGCCUUCUCGGUAUCCUCGCCUGGACCGUAUGGCGUUUCUUCAUCAGGGACGUGAAAAUGAAAUGCCAGGAGAUCCGGGCGCAGCACGAAGAGACUCUGAGGAAGCAGGAACGAGGGGAGCUCAACGCCAGCGACACCGCGAGGAGCAGUGCCGCUUCCCUUCCCGUCGACUUCUCCCAAGCGGAGCGCCGGGCGGCCACUGCUAUGCAGACGGCCACCACCACGACCACCACAGUCAGCCGGCGACGGAAAUAGAACACUGGGACAGAAACGUAGCUUCCUGCGUGGCUGGGCCCCAGCUCUGCUCUUUCCGUGGAGCUCCUUGUAUGAGCAGCUUUUGUGUAGAGAAAUUGCCCAGAAACAACAAGAAAUUUAAAUUGGUCUUCCCCAAAUACUGUUGCAGUUUUACGAAUCGUGAACGUGAGUUUGUGAACCGCCAAGUGUGGCCGUGAUCGUUGGGUCGCACUCUUGUGACUGCACGUGUGCUACUAGCGGCCUUGUGUACAUGAAGCUUGCGACUUGCGUUGCCCGGUAGCUUUCGCUGUUUGCUGCCGCCGAGGGCUACAAGCUCAGGAAUGAGCAGUUGUUUCGUUGAAGCCAUGGCAGGUUGCCACAGCUCGUGUUUUCAUUCGCCACUCGCCCCACAUGAUGGCUGCGAGCGUGACUUGGUCAGGUGGACUUAGCUGUUGGCCUCACUACAGGUGCCCUCAGAGAAAACAAAAGUAUUGGCGUUGUUAUUGAGUCAGAGCAAAAUUAACGGUUUGCUCGAAUCCUUUAACGGUCACUGAUCAAGUUAAUUGUAUUACAGCACGUGAUUGUUGAUUAUGAAUGUCGAUGUUAGCUGUGUGCUUGGUAUAGUUUUAAAUAAUAUCUGGUGCCGUAAUUCAAUAUCGUUUUAGGCCACAACCUGUGGAUUUGCUUUACCGUUGGUAAUGUACAGCAGUGAUGUGCAGCAGGAACUUUGCAUUAGAGUCAUGUGAUCAUACAGCAGUGUAUUUCCAAUUAGCUUGUGCCUCACACUUGGAUAUGGUUAUAUAUCGACAUGUGAGGCUUUCACAUUUAAUUCAUGUAUUCAUAGUCAAACAACUGUAAUUGGUUUUAUGUUUCUUUCGAAGCAAACACUGGGGAGCAUGGGUUAAUAUGUCAUUGCAAAUGCUUGUGUGGCAUUACCAGAUGUGUCCUUGAUUGUUAAGAGAGUGAGACAUUACAUAACUGCAGAGAUUGCAGUUGAUUCAGUGUGCUGAUUUUAAAUAAUUGAGUUAUGAAUUUAUGAUUGGCCCCUGUGCAAAUAGGCAUGUGGCUGUACUCUGUCUCUAUUGGAGAUCUUGAACCAGUGUUUGAAAUUCCAUAUAUACAUGGCAGGAAUCGUAGAAUACCCACUGUAGGCUUCCCAAUGGGUAGUUAGCGCCGGACUCCAGGUGGCGUGUAUUGCACUCACCCCAGAUCGACGAUGAUGUUGAUGAUAGCCGAGACAAACAUUGCAAUUACAAAUACCUUGAUAUUCACAGAAGUAUUUUUUGUUAUCAAAAUAUUUCCUGUGUAGUGGUAGUACAGUGAUUAGCAUACUUCACAGAACUUGGAAACCUGAGUGCACAGCGGUGGCGAGGGAUAUUUGAACCAAUCCUGUCCCACGCCAAACUCCCUCCCUUCAAACUGCACUGACCGGCGUGGUGAAGUAUGGUUAAAAAAACUUCCAUGACCAAAAUGCAUGGGGAGGACCUUUUUCAACAGUAGGUUGACAAAGGACUGUACAUUAUUAUUGUUAAUAUUCUGUAACAGUUAAAUGUAACGGAUGUCAAUGGGCAGAGACUCGCUCACGGUUUUAAAUGCAAUGCAAUUAAAACUCUUGUUCAUAGUGGACAUCGCAAAAACGAAUACCAAGCCAUCAGUGUUAUUAGGGGCGCCACGGUGGCGAGAUGUUAACUACCUCAGCUGGUAUACAGGAGGUCGUGGGUUGGUUCCCGAUCCUGAUGCCUGCUGCUGUAUAUUUGGAGUUUGCAUGUUCUCCCCGUGGUCGCAUGGGUUUUUUCUCCCGAGUCUUCUGUUUUUUCUCUCCACAUUUAGAGACAUGCUUUUAGAGUAUUUGGCUCCUUCAAAAUUCUACGUGAUGAGCCACUUCGUUGAGCUGAAAAAGAGCUAUUUAACUCAGUGGGCCUUACCUGGUAAGAUAAAAAAUAAUAGUUUAGUUUUAGUUCACUUGUUAGUCACCUGAAUUCCAUUGAAAGCCAUGGAGAAUUAUUACAACGACAUGCAAACCUUCUAAAUUGGACUCAAACAUAUAUAAACCAAAUUCUUGAAAAGUUUAGUUUUCCUGGAGAUUAUAUGAAUGAGAAGAGUGAAACGAGUUCUGUUUUAGGAGUGUGACUUAGCAACCAGAGGCUGGUGCUGUUGUGUGGGCCAAGCAUCGAAUCACCACAGCGUCUAUUCAACAGGGGGCGUUGAGCUUCAUUGAAUUAUGUUCACCUGUUCCAAUUUCCACAGCGGUCGGUCACCAUCAUCUUAAUGACCUCCGAAUAGAGGGCCCUCAUCUCCUUUCACAAAUCUUGAUGCCGAUGGAGCCAGCUUUCUGAAUCUUGAGUAUUUUACUGAAUUAUUAUUUACGGUAAUAUUCUGAAUGCUGCUGUGGUGUAAUCGUGAGCACACAUCUGGUCUCCCAGCAUGGCAGUUGAAGCAAUGGAAACAUUGUUUUAAAUCGUUCCACCUUUGUCCACCGACAGACAGGUCGAGUGCGGUUGGUUAAAGUGUGGGUAUCUCCACCUCCUCUAAAAUGUCCAGCCAGCAUGGAAGAGUAGACACAAGUAUAACCCGUAAAAACAAAGUUUUUCACUAUAAAUCCUUUAUAUGCGUGGCGACUAGAGUCCUCUCGUCCUCUGGCUUGAGAUGGCUGCCACCUAUGGGUCAGAAGAUUGUCUGGCAGCAUUAAACAAUUGGUAAUUAAAUAUUUUUUUUAAUUCCCUAAACAGUGUAAAAUUUUGGAAACAUUUUUUCACGAAAAUGCAUUGUCACGCACAACGAGUCUGUGUGCAAAAUGUCAGCUCGAUUGGAUCACGGGAAGUGGGUUAAAAAAUUACCGAAAGAUUUGCACGGUCCUAAGCAAGCAAGCGAACUUAAUAUAAAGGAUUUCAAAAUAAGAGAUUAUCUGCAGAGAUCCCUUGAGAGGAGAUCGAUAUAUCCCCUAGAGUGGCGUGAGAAAGCAAUGGCAGCCCUGCACCUUUACCUUUUUACAGUAAUAGUUUCACCUUAACUUUCAGUACCCAUUUCAAAGAAAAUUAAACAUUUUAAUUGGGUGGUGGCUAUGCACUCCUGUAAUCCAGCACUGUGGAGGCAAGUGUUGGUGGAUCGCUCGCAUGUUAUGAAACUCCUUUUCUGUGGGCAUUGAGGUGUCGUACCCUGGAGGCAGUAAAGCAAGUGGACUAUUCUCCAUUUGUUUCAUCUCUACGUAGAUAGUGUUUCCCCCUCGCACAAGUGGGGUUUCUCCGAGUGCUCUGGUUUACUCCCACGUGUAUGAACAUUCAUUGGUUGAAAACCUCUUACAUUAAAAAAACAAUGCAGGACCCUCCUGAAAAUGAGUCCUAUGACUCGGUGGCUUUCCUGGAUAAAUAAGUAUUCAAAUAUUAGCUUUCCAUUUGUAUGCAUUGGAUAACUGGUACAAUGUGUUUACUUGGGGUAUAACGAUGCAUCGAUUAGUUGAUUAAUGUUGAGUGUUAAGCUCACGAUACACUAUUUUAAUCGGUAUGUGUUGUAUACAAUGGAUUCACGUGACCCCAAAGUUUUUCACUAUAAAUCCUUUAUAUGCGUGGCGGCUAGAGUCCUCUCGUCCUCUGGCUUGAGAUGGCUGCCACCUAUGGGUCAGAUGAUUGCUUUGCACCAUUAAGCAAUUGGUAAUUAAAUAUAAUAUUUUUGUCCUAAAAAGUGUAAAAUUUGGAAAAAAAAAUUCACGAACAUUAAUUGUCACGCACAACGAGUCUGUGUGGAAAAUGUCAGCUCGAUUGGAUCACGAGAAGUGGGUUAAAAAACGACCUUCAGAUUCCCAUGGGGGGGAGUGCGUGUGAAUCGUUGCACUCGGGAAUUUUACCACACAAAUUCACACCUGUUGAAAGAUAAUUUGACCAAACACUAUUGAAGAUAUUAACUGCCAAUGCACAUGAUAAUUGGUUCUUUACCCUUCUAUCUGGCAACAAAACCAAUUAUCAUAUUUUUACUGGCAAAUGAGGUCCCCAUAGUGCCAAUGCACAGGUAAUAUAUUUCUAAAAAUGUGUUGGCCUACUAUAAUUUUAACUUGUGAAAUCUUUGUUUGGUAAAAACACAUUGAUGCAGCAAUUGGCGGGUGAUAACCUGCAAUUAUGAUGCAGAAUUGAUGGGGCUUGCAUUUCGUGUGCUUCGUUACCUUCAUCACAUGCGUCUGCAAAUUCACACUUCGAACGAUGCCUAUGAAUUACCGUGUAAUGACUAGGCAAAUAUAUAUUUUGACUGUCCAGAUGUUGCCUUGUAGCAGUUAUAAUUGUUUGAUUUAAGAACAGAAAAUGUACCCAGUAAUCAUUGUUUAAUGUUUCUGUUAUUAAUUCUGUUAUUGUCUGCAUCAGUGUUGGCCUCAAAAGUCCCUAUCCCUGUUAUGUGUUGAACUAUUUACAUUUAGAAAAAAAAAUAUUGGUAGACUUUAUUAGAGCAAUUCCGAUGCAGGUCAUUGCGUAACAUAUUGGUAAUAUAUUUAUCAUUCGGUAAGUUUGAAAAGAAAUUGCAAUGACGAAUAUUAAGUCCUUAAAUUAUGCAUAUUUUAUGUUUGGCACCAAAACAUAAUUUUUUGACUUUUCAGCCAUGUGCAGUUUAUUUGUUUUGAGCAAGUGUACACGUACUUUGAUGUGAACGCAGUGUAAUUAUUUGGGUACGAUCAGCUCUCAGUCACGAUAGAUGUGGGCACUCAUAAAAAUAUGUAAUUGACCAUUAUGUACACGCGUUGCCCCACAUUGUGUUGAAUUUGUUGAUGUGCAACUCCAAGCCGCUGGGGCUAAAACCAGUCAGAAUUUUGCCUAUUAAAUAAAUGGGCACUCCGUUUGAAAUGUUGUUUUGAACACUUGGAUAUUAAGACAACAAAUCGGGAACCAUACGUUUGUAUGGUAAAUUCACGAACUCUGUAACGUUUUGCUUGGACACAAAGUGUCUAAAUGUGGUUCAUACUGGAUGCUUUAACAUUCCUCAACAUGUCCACAUUGAUCGUCGUGCGCGCUCAGACGUUACAUACACAGGAUGAUUCUAAAAUCAGUAUGAUUUCUGACUUUUGCUGCACCGGAUGUGUUAUUGGAAACCCCUACAAGCCCUAAAUUGGCCUUGACAGUCCUGCCAGGUUCUGUAUUUGCGAUUUGAAAAAGUGUUUUUUUAGUUGCAAAUGCAUUUAAUGUGGUUGAACACUUGAAUCUCAAGCUGUGCCACCUCUACAUUGUUAAUGUUUUUUGAGAUCGAAAAAAUAAAGAGAAUUAAUCUUAAAUCUCAUGGUUCCUUGCUGGUGGUCAAUGAUUUGUCUUUACCCUGCAAUUGCUAUCAUGAUAUUGACAUGUCGUGAUAUGAAGAAAUCCAUUCGAAAAUCUCAGCGUGCGGUCGAUCUGAUAAUAAACAUCCCACCGAAUAGAUUUUUUUCACAGAACUGAAAAAUCAUACAUAUGGUACUGUACAGAAUGUUUUUUUUAUAUAUUUGACCUGGAAUUUAGGCAAAUCAAGUCCAAACCAUAAUUAAACAUGGUAUGAGCUGGAUAUAAGCACACCCCUUGGGAACAAGUAUAGGUCCAAUCUGAAGUGUGCUCGCAACAUGUUGCCCGUCACCUUCCUCCCCACCAGCGUAAU
Messenger RNA from Lethenteron reissneri (Far Eastern brook lamprey), 7240 nucleotides. Its product is annotated as phosphatidylserine synthase 2-like. Lineage: Eukaryota; Metazoa; Chordata; Hyperoartia; Petromyzontiformes; Petromyzontidae. Gene Ontology annotation, biological process: phosphatidylserine biosynthetic process. Gene Ontology annotation, molecular function: L-serine-phosphatidylethanolamine phosphatidyltransferase activity. The record is from RefSeq and is a predicted model, not a curated record.